Messenger RNA from Prinia subflava (tawny-flanked prinia), 790 nucleotides. RefSeq names its product ribosomal protein S25 (gene RPS25). Gene Ontology annotation, molecular function: structural constituent of ribosome. Lineage: Eukaryota; Metazoa; Chordata; Aves; Passeriformes; Cisticolidae. The transcript is spliced from 5 exons. Gene Ontology annotation, cellular component: cytosolic small ribosomal subunit. Bases 143 to 520 code for a protein of 125 amino acids. The record is from RefSeq and is a predicted model, not a curated record.
GGCCCCGGCAGCGCCAGCCCCCGCCCGUGCUCGCAGCGCCUCCGCCCCGGCAGUGACGCCACCGCCCCGCGGGGCCCGCCCCCGCCCCACGCCAGGCUCUUCCUUUCUCGCCGACAUCUUGCGGAGGAGCUGCGGCCGCAUCAUGCCGCCCAAAGACGACAAGAAGAAGAAAGACGCGGGCAAGUCCGCCAAGAAGGACAAGGACCCGGUUAAUAAGUCCGGCGGCAAAGCCAAAAAGAAGAAGUGGUCCAAGGGGAAAGUGAGAGACAAGUUGAACAACCUUGUCCUGUUUGACAAGGCCACUUAUGACAAACUCUGCAAAGAAGUGCCCAACUACAAGCUCAUCACACCUGCAGUUGUCUCAGAAAGGCUGAAGAUUCGAGGCUCCUUGGCUCGGGCUGCCCUCCAGGAGCUGCUCAGCAAAGGGUUGAUCAAACUGGUGUCCAAGCACCGAGCCCAAGUGAUCUAUACCCGAAACACAAAAGGUGGAGAUGCACCUCCUGCAGGGGAGGACGCAUAGGGAGGUGUUUGAGAGUAUUUUGCUCACAUCCUAAGCAGCUUCCUGGGGAAACAUUACUGGAAACAUUGGUUCUCCAGAAUUAAAGAGUGAUUUCAGAUUUCGUUCCUGUGCUCACUGGAAGAAACAUCAAACUGUUUGCCUGCUUUGACCUGGUUUUCUGACUGGGGACUUCCUGUUUUGCAGGUUCUCCAGUGACUUCUUCAAUAAUACGUCAUAUGUAGAUGCACACAAUAAAAUUACUGAUUAUAAUUUUUCUUGCUUUUUCAAGAA